UUCGGUGUAAAGUUGAAAUUUUUGUUGACUUGACUUGAAAAAAAACUGAUUAUUUUUAUAUAUUAAUUUUGUAACGAUAAAUAUAUAUAAAUAACAAACCUAAAACAUGUGCAAUGAGGUUCAUUUAAUAACUAGAUUAGUCCUAACAUUUACGGAUCGAUCGUAUCCUUAUCAUAAUCAUUUAAUAUUGUUUAACAAUAAAAGUUAGUUGUGUGCUUGGUGUCGGCCGUUCUUUUUAUUGUGCAAUCGUUUUAAUAAUAUCGUCGUAAUAAGUUUAUACAUAAUUUAGCGCACCUUCUGAUUAGAUUCCUUACAGAGUCGAUAAUGUCUGAUCCUACAAUACAGACUUUUUGCUGCCAUCACAAUGAUAAUCAAGGAGGUGUAGUAACUAUUCAAAUCAUGGAUGAGUUUAAUACUGAAUCUUACAAUACAGUUUGUUUGGUAUCAUCCACUAUUGGAAUUCUUGGUGCUAUGUAUCAGAUAUUUCAAAAUGGUGUAUGGAGAUUACAAAGUCCAAGCAGGGGAAGAAAGAUCAUAAUGUGGUUGGCAGUUGCAGACCUCUUAGCCUCCCUCGGUGUGCUGGUACGAUCAUCAUUCUGGUUGAAGUACAAAAAUAUCUUACCACUUCCUGAUGAUAAUAUUAGUGUUCUAUUUUGUAGCAUAACUUCGGCAUGGACGCAAUAUUUUUACACAGCUACGUGGUUUUGGACUUUAUUCUACGCGGUAGACAUAUGGCAGUCGAUACAGGGUAAAGACACACGACCUCUACUUUACCACUCUUUGGCUUGGGGAAUACCUGCAGCGACGACUAGUAUAGGUCUAUCCAUACUAUACAUACCGAAUGCUACGUGCCAUAAUUUAACAUCUCUAUCGAAUGUGCUGUUAAGGAUUCUACCAAACUAUUGUGCAACUUAUGUGCCCAUAGCUUUAGUGAUGGUCAUAAAUCCCAUUAUAUACAUUUUGGCGGGAAAGAAAGUUGAACUUACUGUAGCGCUGCCAUUAGCACAGUUUACAAGCAAAGAAAGAAGAGUAGUGGAUGCGCUACGACUAAAAUUCUUUUUGAUAAACGUCGUCUUUUACGUUUGCUGGUUACCGAAUCUUAUAAAUGGAAUUCUAAUAUGGACAAUGUGGUCUACAAUGCCCGUCAAAGCGAUUAUUUCAAUUUGGUAUAUAAUGGCAUUGAUGAAUCCAAUGCAAGCCCUUCUCAAUGCGUUAGUCUAUAGAAAGUGGAAAGUCACAGACAGAUAUCAGCCAAUGUUCCACAAUGGUCAUAAGGAGCUCAAUUUCAGCGACGAGCAAUCGCCGCUUUUAGGAUCAGAACCACCUCGAUUACUUUUAGCUCCGAUGCCUUCCACUACUAUUACUAACUAUGCUACAUUAUAAACGCAAGUGUUGCCAUUUUUUUAAUGUUGCUAUGUUAAUAGUAAGUGAACGAAAUUCUAAUUCUGUCUGCGUUUGAUUUUAAAAUGUUUACUUAGAAAUUUUCGGUUUUAAAAUAGCUCGUAGAAGUAUGUUUAUGAGACUACUUUAGCGACAAUGUUACCCUGUAACGCAGUAGUCAAUAACAAAUCAAAUGACUUUUAUCGUCCGCAUUUUCAUAGAAAUUUGAUUAACGAUGUGUUAGAUAUAUAUGUGGCUUAAUCACUUGCCUUAAAAGAAGCAAUAUAAUGACAACCAACUUCUUUUACUAAUUUUAAACUUGAAUGUUAUAUCGCAUUAUUUGUGAGCUUAAAAAGAAGAAUGGUUAUGUCUGUGCAAAUAGAUGCAUGUGAACAUUUUAUGUAACAAACUAUAACUAUUGUAGGCUCCAUAUCAUUUUGUACUUUUGUAAGUUUUAUAUAUUUAAAAUAUGCCUUAUGCUUAGAUUUUAAUGGUGUAUCUAUAGUUCCAACUGUCUUUGGGUAGAAAUAUUUAAAUUAGCACGAAAUUUGAUAGUUUCUGAUUUGAAAACAUCAGAAGUAUUUUGGAAUUAUUAUUCGGUAAUUUUCUAUACCAAAGGUACUAGUGAUUAAUCUUAUAAGUCUUUGAAUUGUUUAGAUUAAAAAAUUGUAACCAUCAAAGGAUCUUAUUGUGGGUUAUUUAUAACUGAAAUCGAGAAUUAUUUAAUAUUAAUUUACAAAUACUAAAUAUUCUUAUAAUUUUUUUACCGUCUAUGACUUUACAAUAAAAACCUAACAUCACAAUGCUACACUAUGUUGUUAUAGGUUUAACUUUUGACGCACUGAAAAGUACAUUAAAUAAAAUCUAUAUUAUAAUACCAAUUUAUGUGCCAUUAGGAGUGUUGUAGUAAUUAUUAUCAUCAUGACAUGACUAAUAUGUUACUUAUUUUGUAAUUAUUCAUAGAAUACUCAUGGUCGUAGGGAGACCUACUAUUAGUAGUAAUAAGUGAGAUAUUUGUAUUUCCAUUAUUACCCAGUGUGUUUAUUUCAUUUCCAAGUUUUUGUAACUAAUUCAUUGGUGCUAAACUGUUUUAUAAGAGAUCAAUUGCAUUAUAAAUAUUAAGUAUGUUACCCACAUUUCUAGUGUUAUUUUAGCAUUUAUGCACUUGUUUUGUUUUUGUAUGCGAGUCAUGUUUUAUUGUGAAUCGGUAUCAUUUGUUUUAUAUAUAAAUAUUUUAGGUAUGCACAUAUUUCUAAGCAUUGAAAUUUACCAAAGGCUGACUUAUGAUUCUGACUGAGUUACAAAUUGAACAUGAGAAAAUACAAUUUACUUGUAUACCGGAACAUUCAUGAGUAAAUUUCUAAGAACAAAUAUAUUUUAGAAAGAUAAAAUUGACAAUAAUUAUGACAUUGGGAUUAUAUGAUUUACAAUUAUAAUGAAUUUAUACUUUAAAAUAUUAUGAAAACAAAACCAACUUCCAGUUUAGAUAUGUUCUGUAUGGUAAUAAAAUGUGCUUAUCAAAAGCAGAUUUUAUUACAUUCAUUGAUAUUGGGCAGCUUAAUAGGGUGAGGGUAAAUUGUAUAUUGAUAGAAGAUACUUUAUAAUCCACCCAAAAAUAUAUUGUUAGUUCUGAAA
Molecule: messenger RNA, 3015 nt
Organism: Pieris brassicae (large cabbage white)
Lineage: Eukaryota; Metazoa; Arthropoda; Insecta; Lepidoptera; Pieridae
Product: G-protein coupled receptor 143-like
Exons: 7
Coding region: 325-1383 (352 amino acids)
Biological process (GO): G protein-coupled receptor signaling pathway; melanosome organization; regulation of calcium-mediated signaling
Cellular component (GO): plasma membrane; melanosome membrane
Molecular function (GO): L-tyrosine binding; L-DOPA binding; dopamine binding
Source: RefSeq, a predicted model, not a curated record